AUGCAACCGAUUCACCAAUAUUUAAUUCAGCCUACACCAAUAUCAAAGGCAUUUUUUAGACUUUUUCUGGAACUGUACCUAAAUAAAUAAGUUGCGAGACUGGAGAAAGAUAAAGAAGAGCUACAUAACCGGCUGCUCGCUGUUGAUCCCACAAGACACAUGAAGCGAGUGGAGCAGCUUCUUCAAGAGAAAGCCCAUUUGGGUCAGAAAUUAAAAGGGUUAGAGACCGAGGUAGCAGAACUAAGGGCUGAAAAAGAGAAUUCUGGUGCUCAGGUAGAAAACGUCCAAAGAAUACAGGUGUGGCAGUUGGCUGAGAUGCAGGCUAUAGUCAGGUCCCUGGAGACUGAAAAACAAUCGGUCAAGUUGCAGGCUGAACGCCUGGAAAAAGAGCUGCAAUCAAGCAAUGAACAAAAUAUGUCUUUGAUCAGUAAAUUGCAUAAAGCUGACUAAGAAAUAAGCACACUGACCAGUACAAUAAAGGAGCUGAAACACUCAAAGAAGCUAGAAAUAACAGACAUCAAACUGGAGGCAGCAAGAGCUAAGAGUGAGCUAGAAAGAGAAAGAAAUAAGAUUCAAAGUGAACUGGAUAGCCUACAGUCAGACAAUGAAAUUCUCAAAUCAGCUGUUGAACACCACAAAACGCUCUUAGUACAAAAAGAUCGUGAGUUAGUAUGUAAAGUACAAGCUGCCAAGGAAGAAGGUUAUCAGAAGCUUGUGGUAUUACAAGAUGAAAAGCUGGAGCUUGAGAACAGAUUAGCAGAUUUAGAGAAAAUGAAAGUGGAGCACGAUAUUUGGAGGCAAUCUGAGAAGGAUCAGCACGAGGAGAAACUGGGGCGGGCUUCACAGAUGGCAGAGGAGUCGGCCCGAAGGGAACUUCAGAGUAUUAGGUUAAAACUUCAGCAACAGAUUGUGAAUAUUGAAAAUGCUGAGAAAGAAAAAAAUAAAAAUUCUGAUCUGAAACAGCAAAUCAGUACCUUGCAGAUCCAAGUAACCUCACUGACUCAGUCUGAGAAUGAACUGCUGAAUUCAAACCAAAUGCUGAAGGAAAUGGUGGAGAGGUUAAAGCAAGAAUGCCGUCACUUAAGAAGCCAAGCGGAAAAACUACAGCUAGAAGUUGAAAAGACAUUGGAAGAGAAACAGAUUCAGUGGUUGGAAGAAAAGCACAAGCUUCAAGAACAUAUCACAGACCGAGAAGAAAAGUAUAAUCAGGCGAAAGAGAAACUACAGAGAGCUGCAACUGCCCAGAAAAAGAGAAAGUCUCUUCAUGAAAACAAACUGAAGCGCCUGCAAGAAAAGGUGGAUGUGUUGGAGGCCAAGAGAGAAGAGUUAGAAGCCGAGAAUCAGGUGCUGACCAGACAAAAUGUUCCAUUUGAAGAAUAUACAAGGCUUCAGAAAAGACUAAAGGAUGUACAGAGAAGACAUAAUGAAUUUCGAAGUCUGAUUUUGGUCCCUAACAUUCCUCCACCAACAUCCAUCAAUCCCGUUAGCUGUCAGGCGUCAGCCAUGGCCCCGGGCGUGGAGCUCUGCUUCCCCCUCUCGUGCAGUGAAUUCCGCACCUAGAGAAGAGCAGGCUGGAUCUGGCGUCAGGUCAACAGCUCACCAUGCUGCUCUCCACACUGCUGGCGUUGACAUUGCUCCCCUGCACAUCGCUGCAGGCCUGUGUGAGAGGAGGCUUCGGGGUUUUCUGACAAUUUGUUUUGCUUUAAGGAGGAACAACAUCAAAGGAAACUCUGUCCUGCGCAAAAGACUAGAAGAACUAGAAACAACACGAAGACUCGGGUCUCCUGGUGAGUGAUGUUCCUGGUGCAGAGAUGGACAGAUCAAAAGCGAUGAGCUCUCAGCCGCGGCACAAUGUGAAGUUUAACGUACAGGCGUUGAGCUGCUUCGCUGCUGUUUGCCAAAGUACUUGAAUGUGCCUCAAGAAGAAAAGACCAGUUAUGACAAAUGAAGCAUUAAAAGAAAGUUUCAGAUAUUUAGAAUAUAUAUUAAUGACCUUUUGAGACUAUAAAAAUAAAUUGAUAAAAGCAACUAACUAGGAAAUCAAGUUAUAAAAUUGACUUUACUUUGAAUUUUUUGGCAUUUUGCUUGAAAUAUGUCUUAAAAGUUCCUUAUCUUUGAGGUGCUUGACAAUAACAAAGACAGUAAAUUCUUAUUGUGGUUUACAAUAAGAGUUAUAAACCUAUAGUUUUGGGAGAAAAUACGACAAUUUAAAAGAUGGCAUAAAAAACUCAGACAUUCAUUGCAAAAGUCUACCUUUUCAAAAAGCUGUGUGCACAUAAUUUAUUAAAGAGCUUACAAUAAAUAUUUUUCUAAUUAAAAAAAAAAAAAAAAAAAGAAACCCGAACAGGGGUAUAUCCAAACUGAAGCACAUGAAGCUAUAUGAUCUAACAAAAUGUAGGCUGGUUAGUAAUUUACCUGUAAAGUAAGUUGACAAAAAAGAAAGAAAAAAAAAUUAAUUUCUUUUAGCUUCUGACAGGGAGACAAUAUGAUGUUUACACAUGUGUGUCUGGUUUAUGUCCCUUAUGAGUAUGGUCUCAAGUUGCAUCCAUUUACCUAUAAAAGUCUUAAUUAGGGGCUGGAGGUUUAGCUCAGCGGCAUAAGCACCUGCCUUGCAAGCAGGCAGUCAUGAGUUCGAUCCCCGGUACCCAUAAAAAGGAAAAAGACAAAAAAAAAAAGUCUUGAAUUUAUCCUUCUUUAUGGUACAAUUCUUUAUAUUCUCAAAUAAUAAAGCUUUUUUAAGCAUCAGAGCCUAAUUAUGGUGUUCUUCAAGCAAUUUACACAGAGAGAUGAGGGGAGAGGGAUUCAGUGACUGCAUGGGAGGUUUUAUUCCCAAAUAAAGGAAGCUAAUAGAGAAAAGAGUGCUUCUAAUUCUUCUUUUUCUCUAUUUUUCUACCCAAGGCCUGGAUUGCUGCCAAGGUGAAAGGGCUGAUGUCUGGAAAUCGUUAAUCCAUGGAAUUUUUUUUCAUGGCAUAUAAAAUUUUCAGAAGUAAUUUGCUUUUUAAGUAUGAUUUCCUGAUUGACUACAGCAAACAUAAAUCCAAAAAAGGACAGCUCUGUUAGGAGAGCCAAGAUCCCUUUUAGCUUCUCAGAUAUAUGGGAAUUUGGGGGGAGGUAAAGGGGGUAGAAAUUAAGAUUUUCAUGUGGGCAGAGAGAGGCAGUAGAAAGGGAAAGGAAAAAAAUAUAUUAAUAGGUAAGAGCAAACCAAAACUGAUAGAGGAGUGAUGGGAAGAUGUAUUAUACCCAAGAGAUUCCUGAAAUUAGCUUUUGUCUCACUAAAAACUCAGCUUUAUCUCAGUUUGUAGUAAUGAGAGGAAGAAAUUAGGGAGAGACUUCUAUACUCUCAGCCUGGGCCUGAUUUUAGUUCUUAUGUGCUCUUCUGUAAUGUUCAGAAGUAUCACCUCAAACUCUCUCUUUUUUUUUUUUUUUUUUUUUUUUGUCUUUUUCGUUUAUUAUCGGUACCAGGGAUCGAACUCACGACUGCCUGCUUGCAAGGCAGGCGCUUAUGCCACUGAGCUAAAUCCUCAGCCCCUCACCUCAAACUCUCUAAGAUGGAGUUCUUGUGACACUUAUUUCCAACAAAACUACACUAUGCUUAAGCUGAAAGUAUUGGCUCAGGACCUCUUUGCUCAGAUCUUUCCUUCCAUUUUGCUGUCACAUACUCUUGCUAGUACAAGCAUACAUGUGGGAUUUUUUUUUUUUUUUGUACUAGGGAUCAAACUCAUGACCUCACAUUUGCCAGGCAGAUGCUUAUGCCACUGAGCUAAAUCCCCAGCUUACAUGUAGGAUUCUUAAACACCAAAUCACAAAUGUUUCUAACCUGUCACAGUUCAUUCUCUGGCUGUUUCUAUCUUGAGCAUUAGCAGAUCAAAUUCCUAUAUAUAAUUUACUUUUUUCCAAAUACAAAUACUCAUUUCUGAUACUUAUACAUACCUACAGGCAUGUUAAUAUUGUCUUCUAGAUUCCAGGUGGUAGCUAAGUUUUCUUCCUCUCUCGUCUUUAUGUAUCUUCUUAGGCCAAGUUCUUGCUAACCACUUUUAAUGAAGAGCUUUAUCUGUCAAAGGCUCUAGACUCAGAAGGAGAUACUCUUUGGCCAUAGUCUGUGAGCAUUCAGCAGUGGACUUCUACAUGGUCUACUAUGUUCAAUUUGAUGCUGGACUUAAAGUAAUUAAUAACAAGUUGUUUCUGUCUACUCUUAACUCUUUUGUAUACUUACAUACACACAACCUUCAUGUGACCUUGAGAUAAAUGUUACUCAAAGAAGAAUUUUUUCCAAAGACUGGCCUUUGUGAACCUUUGACAUGUAAGAUGUCAAAUCUAAUGGUUUGUAGAUAAUGGUACUUGUUUUCUCUUCUUUGUAAUCUUACAGACUAUGAGAAGGAAUCAGUGUAUGUGUUCUUUAUCAUCUGGGUUCGUAUUCUUUAUUAGAAGGUUUACUUUUCUUACAUGGGCAACUUCACAUGCAUAUCUGUUCUAUUCCAAGUGCAAUUAUAAAUUAGAGAAGAAAGAAAAUGAAAUAUUGUGAUAAAGGUCAUUAUUUUUUUCAACAGGCAACAAGCCUGUUUUUGUUUCUUAAAUCUGUCUACCCAGUAGACAUAUAAUAAUGCCAAAAAAGACUGUUUUACUCCACCGCAGACAGUAAUAAUGGAGAUACUUCAGGCAAGGGACCUAAGACAGAAUGAGAAGUAAAUUUUCAGGUUUGGUGUUUGAAUUUGUGUACAAGCAUGCAAGAAGAUGAAAGCUACCAUUUUUACCUGUGGCCAAUUGUUUAUCUCAUUUUUAAGUCUACCCUCUGUCCUUACUUGACUUUGCUGCUCAAAAACAUGAAAUCUCUCUUUUCCCUCAUUUGCUUUUUCUGUAUGCCUAGAUUUUUUCCCUUUAUAUCUCAAUAUCAAUAUGGAGCCCUAGAACUUUAUUGCACUAUAGAAAAGUCAUUCAAAAUAUGUAUGUAUAUAUACUAAUAAUUUAAAUUUAAACCGCACUCAGAGUUAAACCACACCACUGAACAAAGAAAUUUAACAAAUAUGUACAGAGUGUUUCAUCUGACAAUAGAAUCUACAUUUUUCUCAAUAGCAUACAGAACUUUUUCCAAAA
Cavia porcellus (domestic guinea pig) is the source of this 5091-nucleotide messenger RNA. Its product is annotated as centrosomal protein of 83 kDa-like. The record is from RefSeq and is a predicted model, not a curated record. NCBI's taxonomy places the organism in Eukaryota, Metazoa, Chordata, Mammalia, Rodentia, Caviidae. Gene Ontology annotation, cellular component: centriole; centrosome; ciliary transition fiber. Gene Ontology annotation, biological process: establishment of centrosome localization; cilium assembly.